UGUGGGCGGUGCAGGCGUGUCUGGGUCCGACAUUCAGGGGCACGCGACAUGAUUGGUGGCCAGCGUACGACAAAAUUAAAUCCUGUCAGAAGUGUAUUGUACAACUAAAGACAACGACCACGGGUCAUCUGAGAUUGUCUGGCCUACUGAUAAGCCCAGGAAAAGAUUAGAGAUCACUACUCAAGCAGAAGUUUCCUGAGACUGUCACAAAGAUGCUUGACAUAAAGGCCUGGGCUGAGUCUGUCGUGGAAUGCGCUGCAAAAGACCCAUGUGGCUUCCUUACCACAGUCAUGCUGGCCCUCACUCCACUCUUCCUAGCAAGCGCUGUCCUGUCCUGGAAAUUGGCCAAGAUGACUGAGGCCAAGGAGAAAGAGCAAAAGAAGAAAAAACGUCAAGAAAAUAUUGCCAAAGCUAAACGACUAAAAAAAGAUUAAAGGAAUGGAGAGGUUGUGUAACUGGAGGAAAACCAUUUGGAAAUCCUGCAGCUUUGGAAGGAUUCACUAAGGUUUCAUUCAUGUUCAUGGAGGGUUCUGGCCAAUACAUGUGGAACAGAUGGUGGAUAAUACUGGGGAGAACCAGGAUGCAUCAAUAGAACAAGAAGAGCCAACUGCCUACCAUAAGAUGAGUCACCUCCACUUCAUCUGUCCAGGCCCACAAGUCAUUACAGAGGAAGCAGCCUCCUCUCACAGCUAACCUGAAAACUAGUCCCAGCGAGAUGUGAUCACUCAAACCUCAUCAAAACAAAGAUCCAGAGGCUGCAGAGAAAGCAAUGCUAAAUCAGCUACAUAUUUUGCUCCCAAGUCUUGGAACAUUGCUUAUAAGGGAGCAGAAGUGUAAUGCCUCAGGGUGGCUGGGAAUAGCCUGAGGCACUGUGUACUCCCACUCAGAACCCGACUGAGUCCUCUUGAUCCCCACAAUGAAUACCAAUAACCCCACUAAAGAAGACCUUCAGCAGAAUUGGGGUGUGUGUAAGAUAGUC
Messenger RNA from Jaculus jaculus (lesser Egyptian jerboa), 979 nucleotides. Its product is annotated as small integral membrane protein 15-like. The coding region runs from base 213 to 434 and encodes 73 amino acids. NCBI's taxonomy places the organism in Eukaryota, Metazoa, Chordata, Mammalia, Rodentia, Dipodidae. The transcript has 2 exons. The record is from RefSeq and is a predicted model, not a curated record.